UCUGUCAGUUUGAAGCAAUAUCGACCAAUUGUAAUAUUGUAGAAAAUGCUGCUAGCUACAAGGAAUGUUUUUCUGUCUAUCUUUUCUUUCAUUCUUUAACAGGUGGUUAAUCCUGAGGAACUCUACUGCGUGAGAAAACACCGCCCCCUGUCAGUUUGAAGCAAUCUCGACCAAUCGCAAUAUCGUAAAAUACUGCUGACUACAAGGAAUGUAACGACAAUUUCAUUUUCUGACCAACUCGAUCGGACCAACAUGGACACGAACUGUCGGUUAAUUAACGGCCGUGCUGUGUGCCCGCCAGUGCAUUUUAUCACUCCAAGAAUGCGGGACCAGGAGUCCGAUGAAUCUCUAGACAUCAGUAUAACGUCAUUGGUUCUGGCCCUCCUCCUCCUGCUCGGGUGGAUAGCAAAGAGGCUUAUGAGACACUGCACCCGAGUGAGGAGGAGGAGCAGAGGAUUGGAAACUAUUCCAAAGGAAUGUUUUGAAAUGGAACCCCGUCAAGGGAUCAACCAACCGCCCCAAAGACCAACUGCACCACCCCCGCCACCCCAAGCUAGGUCUCUACCAGAGCCACCCCCGCGGGCGCCUCCAGCCAGGUCUCUGGCACAGCCACCACCGCGGGCGCCUGCGGGGGGGGGGGGAGAAAUAAUCUCCGCUCAGCAAAGAGUUGAAUUCUUUCAGCAUAUGAAAAUUGAUAGUCUAUCCGAAACAAAGAAGAUUAAAACCUACGACGAAUUGAUGAUGAUGGUGGAGUCUGCACUGUAA
Magallana angulata is the source of this 765-nucleotide messenger RNA. RefSeq lists its product as uncharacterized. Bases 253 to 765 code for a protein of 170 amino acids. The record is from RefSeq and is a predicted model, not a curated record. NCBI's taxonomy places the organism in Eukaryota, Metazoa, Mollusca, Bivalvia, Ostreida, Ostreidae. The transcript has 5 exons.